GAUCAGUCCAUUUUUUUUUCAAACCCCCCCAGCCCCCCUCACCGGAAAAUCGCCCCCUUCACCUUCUCCCUCGAUUUUCCGGCCAUAACUCCCUCUCCCGACCUCCAAAUCACAAACCGCGACUGCCCCCACGCUCCUGGCGUCAAGGAGCACAUUCCCCAAAGAUUUGGGCUGGUUUGGCCGAGGUUGGGUCACCGGCGGUGAGUUUUCCGGCGAGUCUCCGGUGUGUUUUCCGGCGACUUUGGGUGCUUCUUUCCACUUUCUUCACCUCUCUCGUGGUCUCUUCUUGCGUCUCCAGGUGUGUUCUCCUUUUCUUUUACUAUAUUUAUGGAGAAUCGAUACCUAGAGUUAGGUGAAGAACUUCUGAUUGUGGAAUCCAUGGUUUGGGAAAAUUUUGGGUUUGGGGGUGUGAUUGUGCUGAUUGCAUGUUGCCUGGUAUGCGUGCUAUGUGCAUUUUCUGUGGCCUCGCUUGGCGCUAUUUAGGACAGUUGUGGUAUGCUUGUUUUACCGGGGGCCUAGUCCACUGUCCGAAUCGCUCGAUUUGAGGGUCCCGGUAUAUUUUGCUGUGUGUUUCUCGUAUGAUGGGUAUGUGUAUGUCGCCGGUAGUCUAGUCCACUGUCCAUAUCUUUCGAUAUGAGGGAUCCCGGUGUGGGUUUGGCCUAACAUUGACCCCGUUUGCUUGUGCACACUUUGUCCUUCAUUGUGUUUUGCAGGAUCAUGGAGACUUACCUCGACCAGCUGAACAUCGUCCAGCGCCACAAGCUGCGGAACCUCCGUACCCGCAGCAUCGACGAGCACCAUCACCUCGAGUGGGAGGUGUUCGGAGAGCUUCAUGCCAGGCCACAGAUGGAGGCCGUGGUCCGCUCCCCUGCUUGGCGGCGUCUUCUCACCCUUGCCGAGCCGACCUACAAGGAGCUCGUCUUGGAGUUCUACGCCACCUUCAACCACAACUCGAGGGGGAACUCCGACCAUUCUAAUGCAGUCCAGUUCACACUCGGCGGGGUGGAGCACUCCCUCAGCUAUUGGGAGUUCGCCAAUGCCCUUCGUCUAAAUUCCCGGACAGCAGGCGGGCCUCCUCUCCGCUUGGAUCUCUCUGAUCCCACGGACUUCGCUUCCCAGGCGUACUUCCAGACCAUUUGCCUGCCGGACAGUGUGGAUGAAGAGUACGUGGCCAGCCAGACGCGGGCUGCUCUCCUCUGUCUGGAGUGGCGGAUCCUCAACCACCUCAUGUGCACUUCUUACACACCCAGCGCCGGCUCGUCCAAUCGGGUCACACUCCGGACUCUCUGGUUGAUGCAUGCGAUGGGUCGCUCCGAGGACAUCAUCCAGCUGGGAUCUGUGCUUGCCCGGACGUUCACUAAGCCAGCCAUCAGCACGUCUCGCGCCCUCGUUUGUGGCCCGGUGAUCACCGCCUUGGCCCGCAUCUACGGGGUGGACUUCACAGAGAUGACACUGGUCCGAGGGCCGAGCCCACUCAGCGAGGCUAAUCUUCGCCACCAGCACUUGAUUGCGCAACACGGGCGUGUGCGCUGGAUUGAGGGCCUUCCUCAGCCACCUAUACCUGCCGAGGGCGACCAGGCCGAGUCGAGCGCCGCUGGUGGACGCCGAGUUAGUCGCGUUCCUCGUCGUGCCCAGGCUCCCGCGAGCCCCUCUCCUGCUCCCCGGUCUCCAUCUGCAGGACCACCUCCUCCGGUGGUGGUCCCCAUCUCCGACCAGUUGGCAGCGAUCUCGCAGCAGAAUGAGCGCAUCCUGGCCGGCCAGGAGCUCAUCCACACCCGCCUUGAUCGUGAGCGGGACCGAGGGCGUCGUCUCAUGUCGGGGCAGCACUACAUCAUGUCCUACUUGGGCGGGGGGUUCUUUGUAUGAAUUGGAACGUAUAUAUGUGUGCUUGGAGCCUAGUCCACUGUCCAAAUCGCUCGAUUCGAGUGCUCCAAGCAUGGCUGUUUGCUUGAUGAUUGAUCGUAUUGGCACUGUGGAUGUGAUUAGUGAACUGAAUGGCUUUUGACUUGAUACAUGACAACUUGAGUGUGACUUAGACAACUUAUUUGUGAUGACUGAGAUGUGCAGUAGAAUUGUGUAGGGGUUCAGUUUCUCAAUUGUCUGCCCACCAAAUGUGAUUUGGUUUGAUCACUUGCUUUUGACAGUCAGUUAUGCAUCUAGUUCAGGGAAUCAGAACGAGAGAUAGAGCAUAUAGGUAGCCAUGUGAGAUUUGAGCCUGCUCGUUUCUUUCUUGUGCGAUAGUUUCCUCUUCCAUGAUGUGCAGCAUUCACGUUGUCAUUAGCUAAGAUGAUGGAGGCAUAGGAUUAACCCGCGACCAAAUUGACUGUCCUGGUGUGUCAUACCCCUAGUCAGCCCCUUUGAGCCGUGUGUUUUCCUUUCUUUCGAUCUUCAAUGAAAAGACACCCUUUUG
Molecule: messenger RNA, 2410 nt
Organism: Linum trigynum
Lineage: Eukaryota; Viridiplantae; Streptophyta; Magnoliopsida; Malpighiales; Linaceae
Source: the annotation of a GenBank genome assembly